Messenger RNA from Heteronotia binoei (common prickly gecko), 1237 nucleotides. It is a transcript of the gene CLDN14, whose product is annotated as claudin 14. Gene Ontology annotation, cellular component: bicellular tight junction; plasma membrane. The record is from RefSeq and is a predicted model, not a curated record. The transcript is spliced from 2 exons. Gene Ontology annotation, molecular function: structural molecule activity. Gene Ontology annotation, biological process: cell adhesion; bicellular tight junction assembly. NCBI's taxonomy places the organism in Eukaryota, Metazoa, Chordata, Lepidosauria, Squamata, Gekkonidae. The coding region runs from base 208 to 915 and encodes 235 amino acids.
AGACAAGAAGCAUGAUCUGGCAGUUAGGACACUGGACCAGAAUGCAAAAAGACACCUUCAAGCCAUCCAUGAAUUUUCUAUGUACUUUUGGGCAUCCAGAAGGUGUCAAGGCAAACCUGCCAUAUAUCUCCCAGAAGAAGGUGUGUUUCCAGAAGAAGCCACUGCAAAGAUACUGUAUUAAACAGAAUAAGCAAGACAAACAUUAACAUGGCUGGAAUGGCUGUUCAGUUACUGGGCUUCUUUCUAAGUCUUCUUGGUCUGGCUGGAACAAUAACUGCUACUAUUUUACCUCACUGGUGGAAAACAGCACAUGUGGGAACCAACAUCAUCACAGCUGUGGCAUACAUGAAGGGUCUCUGGAUGGAAUGUGUUUGGCACAGCACUGGGAUCUACCAGUGCCAGCUCCAUCGUUCUCCACUUGCCUUGCCUCAUGAUCUCCAAGCAGCUCGUGCCCUGAUGGUGAUUUCCUGUGUUCUUUCAAUCUUGGCAUCUGUGGUCUCAGCCAUUGGCAUGAAGUGCACCCGAUGUGCCAAAGGGUCGUCUGCCAAAAAUGUAAUCGCCAUCUUGGGUGGAAUCCUUUUCGUACUGGCUGGGCUAACUUGUCUGAUCCCUAUUUCUUGGUCAACCAGUGAUGUGGUGACUGAUUUCUACAACCCAAUGCUGCCCAAUGGGAUGAAGUAUGAAAUUGGGCAAGCCCUUUACAUAGGCUUUGUGUCUGCUUCAUUGAAUAUAAUUGGUGGAGUUAUCCUGUGUGCUUCCUGCCAACGUACUAGGAGCAACAUAGUAUACCACCCACACUCAAGAAAUGCAAGGGCAGCUCCCUCCUAUCAACCACCAACAGUUUUAAAGGCAAACCAUGCUUCAUCACUAACAUCUGCUUCCUGCAGUGGUUACAGGUUAAAUGACUAUGUGUGAUUUACUGGAUUUCGCUUGUAUGUUGCUGCUGUAUUUAUAAUGAAUGUACAUGUGAUAAAUAACAAAAAAGGCUACAGAAGUCUUUAUUCGUACAAUGUUUACCACAGUUUUACUUUUAAUGUAAAGAACAUUUGUUAUUUUGAAAAAGUUGUUUUGAAACUAGAAAUUUUAAAAAUGUAUUAGUAUUCCAGAAGACGCAGUCUUCUGCAUAUAUGGAAUUAAAGUGGGGGUAUAAAAAUUAACUUAUGCUGUGUAUACUUUGUUUACCUUUUUAAACAUUUAAACAUGUCCAUACACAUAUAAAUAAUAAACAUAAAGCACA